This is a messenger RNA of Oikopleura dioica, 1149 nucleotides long. Lineage: Eukaryota; Metazoa; Chordata; Appendicularia; Copelata; Oikopleuridae. The record is from the annotation of a GenBank genome assembly.
AUGCCCCCAACAACAAAAACAACCACGAUUAGUUAUCGUCAGAGUUUGUCCAGCUGUCACUUGGAUUCGAAGUCUUGCGGUCAGAUUUCUCUAAUCUCCUGCGUCUGCGUUGGAAAGCGCACCGGCCCGGGAUGCAAUUUCAAGGAUCCAAAGGAUCAAUUUUCGCACCAGCGCGCUGCUCUGACUUUUAUCGUGAACGGAAGAAUCGCGAGAACCACCUUCGAAAUGUGCCCAGAUCCGUAUCACCGAAAGCGCCGAUCAAUCGAUUACGAUAAUUUUUACGGAUACGAUAGCGAAGAAGAACAACCGUCGGACGACUACAUGGAUCAGCAUUAUGACGAGCUGGAAAAAGAAUACGAUGCCUAUACAGCCGAGGAGAAUGCAAGGAGAAACUCUUCGGAAUACAUGGUCGCCGGAUACCGACGAGUUCAUCAUGGAGAAGAAGGAUUCUUGCCAUUUUUUGUCUCCAUAAGAUAUUCAAAGAGUUCAAGGAUUCAUUUUUGCGGCGGAGCGAUGUACGAUGAAAAUACAGUUAUUACGGCAGCUCUCUGUUUCGCCGACCGAGGAACGAUUGCCUCUAAAUUUCGAGUCACCAUGGGUCACAAACAGCGUAAAUGGAGAUAUGCAAGAAGGGAAGAUGGAUUUCAAGAAUUCCGUAUCAAAGAAAUCAUCAUGCAUAAACGAUUCCAACGCAUUGAUUUUUUGAACGACAUCGCGAUCGUCAAGCUUAGUAAAUCAGCGAAAUUCACCGAAUUUGUCCGACCAAUUUGCCUCCUCCCGGAUUGUUACGAGCUUCCACCCGGCACUACUGCUAUCGUUGGCGGGUGGGGGGAAAACGAAGGCCAUGAGGCGACCCAAGUGCUCAACUUCGCAACGGCGCAUGUUUAUGAAAGCAGAGAGUGCACCAGAUUCGCAGGAGCCGAUUAUCUGAGGAGAGACGGAAGCCAACUAUGUAUCGGAUACAAGGAGGGCGGGAUUGAUACUUGCCACGGCGAUUCUGGAGGACCUGCAAUAGUGAAUAUCGACGGAAAAUGGACUCUGAUUGGAGUUGUUUCUUACGGCGUCAGCUGUGGACAAUUAAACAAACCCGGUGUCUUCACGAAUAUCAUUCACCGUUCUGUUUCCGGCUUCUUGAAGGCGAAUUUAUAG